This is a messenger RNA of Lactuca sativa (garden lettuce), 1790 nucleotides long. RefSeq names its product receptor-like protein kinase ANXUR1. The record is from RefSeq and is a predicted model, not a curated record. Gene Ontology annotation, biological process: protein autophosphorylation. Gene Ontology annotation, molecular function: metal ion binding; transmembrane receptor protein tyrosine kinase activity; ATP binding. Gene Ontology annotation, cellular component: plasmodesma; plasma membrane. NCBI's taxonomy places the organism in Eukaryota, Viridiplantae, Streptophyta, Magnoliopsida, Asterales, Asteraceae.
CCAACCAUUUUUUAAUACUGUUUUUGAUAAAUAUCUGGCAGCAGCCUGGUUUCAUCAUGGAACAUUUCUCUUGACAUUAUUUUUCUAAAGAAUCAUUUCUGUUUCUUUUCAGUCUUUUCUCAAUAGCCAUUUCCUCUUGUUACACGAAAAUAAUGUCGCUCAUUACAGACUCACAGCACCUGAGAAUACCCUUUAUUGAUAUUGAAAGAGGCACCAGAAACUUCAACUUGGCAAACAUUAUUGGAAAGGGUGGGUAUGGAGAUGUUUACCAAGGAGAACUCAUACUUUCUGGUAAACUUACUUCUGUGGCUGUAAAGCGAUUACAUAACCGUGGUCAAGGUGUUAAGGAGUUCUUAACCGAGCUUCAAUUGCUCUCCCGUUAUAAACAUCCAAACCUUGUCCCCCUUCUUGGUUACUGCAAUGAUGACAAUGAAAUGAUCCUUGUUUACGAGUAUGCCCAUAACGGAAGCCUCCAGAGUAACCUAACUAUGGAUAAGACCCCGUUUCCACUUCCAUGGAAGCAUCGAAUCAAUAUAUGCAUCGAGGCAGCCUAUGGUUUGGAUUAUCUCCAUAACCAUGUUGAAGAAAAUCAGAGAGUUAUCCAUAGAGAUAUAAAGAGUGCGAAUAUUCUGCUUGAUCACAAAUGGAAAGCUAGGAUUUCGGAUUUAGGACUUUCGAGGAUAUGUCGUGCAAAUGAAGAUGUAAGUUAUGUCAUUACAAAUCCUUGUGGCACACAUGGUUAUUUGGAUCCAGCCUACAAUGAUACAGGGAUGCUCACAAAAGAAUCGGAUGUUUUUUCAUUUGGGAUGGUAUUGUUUGAAGUCAUGUGUGGCGAGUCUUGCUUGAAGAAUGUAAAUGAUGCAGGACCAUUAACAGCCACACUAGCUCGCAGUUGCUACGAAAAAGGAAAUUUAAAUGAUAUUAUUCAUCCGGAUUUGAUGAAGCAAAUGGACUCCGAUUCGUUGAAUACUUUCUCCAAGAUUGCAUAUGAAUGCUUGCAGAAAGAUAGGACACAACGACCCUCCAUGGGUUUGGUUGUAGAAAAGCUUGAGAAAUCUUUGGAAUUGCAAGAACUUGCGGAUGCAUCGGAAUUACUUGCUGAAGAUUCGGAAUGGCAAUCACAGGAAACUGAGGAAGCAUUGGAGUCACUGGAACUUGGGGAAGCAUCGGAACCACUUGCUGAAGCAUUGGAAUCACAGGCAUUCCCUGAAGUAUGGAAAUCAUCACUUGCCAGAUCAUUGGAAACACAGAGUUAUACCCUAAAAGUGAACAUUCAUUGUAAUGAAUGUAAAAAAAUGGUGACGAAAACACUCCAAAAAAUUGAUGGCGUUUGCACAGUUGGUGUUGACUCGGAACAUGGGAAGGUGACUGUAUUGGGGAAUGUUGAUCCGAAGACACUCCUCAAGAAGCUUGCAAAAAGCGGGAAGCCUGCAGAGAUUUUGGGUACUUCAAGCAUGAAUAAACAAAUUACAAAUCAAUUUAAGAAUGUUGAAAUCGAUAGUUGACAAGGCGAUGAGAAAAACCAACAACAAUACCUCCCUGUGAUAACCCGUUAGUAGAAGAGAGACGAUUUGAGUAAGGGAGGAAGUGAGAGUGGAAAUGUCACAAGAGAUAUGGGAGAGGGGAGCAUCAUUAGAGGUGUAUUAUUUGGUAGUUUAUCUGGAUAAACUGUUAUGCCAUUUUUACUAUUUACAUUAAUAUUUAUAUGUAAUCAUCUUGUGAAAUGAGACAUCAAUAAAGAAAAUAUAUGUAGAUUGUGAUCAUAAUAAAAUGGUGGAAUUGAAAACAAA